Molecule: messenger RNA, 1023 nt
Organism: Schistocerca cancellata (South American locust)
Lineage: Eukaryota; Metazoa; Arthropoda; Insecta; Orthoptera; Acrididae
Product: ankyrin-1-like
Exons: 3
Coding region: 1-1023 (340 amino acids)
Biological process (GO): regulation of proteolysis; proteasome-mediated ubiquitin-dependent protein catabolic process
Cellular component (GO): cytoplasm
Molecular function (GO): ubiquitin protein ligase binding
Source: RefSeq, a predicted model, not a curated record
AUGUCGGCAGUUACGGAGGUUCAGAACACCACAACCGAGGCCCUGGCCGCCCUGCCAGACGGGGGUGAAGGCGCCCUGGUGACGCUGGUGGCGGGCGACACGAGGGUGGCGGCUCACAGGGCCGUGUUGGCAGCCGCGAGCCCCGUGUUCGCAGCGAUGUGCGCGCACGACGUGCUGGAGGCCAGCUGCGGCCAGGUGAGCAUCGACGACGUGGAGGGCCCGGUGCUGAGGCUCCUGGUGGCCUACACGUAUACCCUGCAGGCCCCCCAGCUGCCCGACACGGCCCCCCAGUUGCUGGUGGCGGGCGAGAAGUACGGCUUGUCGGGCCUCAAGGCUGCCUGCGAGCGGCAGCUGAUCUCGCAGUUGGCCGUCGAGACCGCAGCGGCGACGGCCGUCACGGCAGUGAGGCACUCGUGCCCGGACGCCACCAGGGCUGCCGUCGCCUUCAUAAAGGACCACGCGGGGCUGGGCGGACGCUGUGCUCGAGUACCCGCAAGAAGUCAACCGAGUCAUCCGUCUCCUCACUCGACGACCGCCACAACUCUGACCGUCAACCCCACAGCGGCCACAGCCGGACUCCUGCUGCAGCUGCGCCUCACACGUCUGCCCGACACACCCCUCCACCUGAUGACGCAGCCACCUCUCGCUUCCGAGCGAGGCAGGAGGCUGAUACAGGCGGCUGGGGAUGGGGAGGUGGAGGAGGUGCGGGCGUUGCUCGCGGCUGGGGCGGACGUGGGGGCGAGAAGCGGGGGCGGGCGGACCCCCCUGCACUCGGCUGCACUGAACGGCCACGCGGCUGUGGUGCGGCUGCUGCUCUCUGCGGCGUCCGACCCCAGCGCCAGGACUCACUGGGUGCGGACGCCGCUGCACGGUGCGGCAUGCUAUGGCCACGAAGAAGUGGCGGCUGCGUUGCUGCAGGCCGGAGCCGACAAGGGGGCGAGGGCCGAUAAUGGGCAGACCCCCCUGGACAUCGCCAGGCGGUACAACCAUCACCAGCUCGUCCAGAUGCUAACAGAGCGUUAA